Prunus armeniaca (apricot) is the source of this 1206-nucleotide messenger RNA. The record is from the annotation of a GenBank genome assembly. NCBI's taxonomy places the organism in Eukaryota, Viridiplantae, Streptophyta, Magnoliopsida, Rosales, Rosaceae.
AUGAGAAACCCAUCGUCAUCGUCAUCGUCAUCGUCGUCAAAAGCGGCAGCAGCAGCAGCAGCUGCAGCGACAGCAACUUCAAUACCAACGAAAAUAACAUCGUCGUCGUCGAGCAAGGCGGCGGGGACCAGUGGUGGGAGCAAGACACCGUGUUGUAUCAAGGUGGGUUUGAAGAGAGGGCCGUGGACGCCCGAAGAGGACGAGCUCUUGUCCAAUUACAUCAAUAAAGAAGGUGAGGGCCGAUGGCGGACCCUACCCAAGAGAGCGGGGCUGCUCCGCUGCGGCAAGAGCUGCCGCCUCCGCUGGAUGAACUACCUCCGCCCUUCUGUCAAGCGCGGCCAGAUCGCCCCCGACGAAGAAGAUCUCAUCCUUCGCCUCCAUCGCCUCCUGGGCAACCGGUGGUCUUUGAUAGCUGGGAGGAUCCCAGGGCGUACGGACAAUGAGAUAAAGAACUACUGGAACACGCACCUGAGCAAGAAGCUGAUCAGCCAAGGCAUAGAUCCCAGAACCCACAAGCCUCUAAAUCCAGAUAUUCAUUCCUCGGCUACUGUUGUUGCUGCUGCUGACAUGGACAACAACAUUAACAAAGCAGCAACAGUUUCUUCUUCCAAAACCAAUCGCUUCAGCUCAAACACUAACCCUAGUCCUCCUCCUACUUCUGAGCCUUCUGAGCCUCUGGCUCAUCAUCGGGGGGCAGCUCCCAAUACUAAUGGCAAUAAUGGGAAUAUCGUCACAAAUAUUGCCAACAAGGAAAAUGGGUACCUUGUUGAUGAUCAGGAGCUGGGCACCAUGGUCCAUGGCUAUGCAAACAUGACGACAUCUGAUCACGCUUCUGCAGCGGCAAUGGGAACUUUGAGCUUGAGAAGCAACGGCAGCAAUCAUGGAGGAGCACUACUUGGGGGGAAUGAAGAGGACGAUGAUAUGAAUUGUUGCGCCGACGAUGUCUUCUCUUCGUUCCUGAAUUCAUUAAUCAACGAGGAUCCAUUUGCUGGCCAACACCAUUUGCAACAACAAGUACUACUUCAGAACGGGAAUAAUGCACAUAAUGCAGCUGCUGUUGAUGGUUCGGAUCAUCAUGUUCCUUUGAUUUCUAGUGGUGCUGGUGCAACUGCGCCAUCCACUUUUGGCUGGGAAUCUGCUGUGCUCAUGUCUUCUGCUUUUAUCCAAAACGAUCACCACAGGGUACUCAAUGAUCAAACGGAGUAG